CACAUCUUUAACCCUGAACACACCAUGACCACGCUCCCACCGCUCAGCCACAAAGAGCGCCGUGAGGUCUCCGAACUCCCGGACGACCCGCCGCACCCACCCCCGUCGCAUCCCCACAUCCUGCACAAUGUCAGUUCCACCUCCCUCCUCCCGCACGCCGUCUACCAGAGUCAGCGGGUGCGGGUCCGUCCCUUCUUUGUGCAGUGCAAAUCCUCCAAGGUGGAGAAACGACCGUCCCUGCUCAGUCGUCUGCACACGUGGAUGGUGUGCGGGAAGGAUCCCUUCGAUGUGGACUGGACCACGCCGGCCGGGAAUCUGCUGGCCACGGCGCUGUUCCUGGCCGAUUUAUUCUCGGAUUUUGCCGUGGCGUGGUACCAUUUUCAGGAGGGGAACUACGGUUAUGCCGGGAUUAGUUUUAUGAUUUUUAUCGUACCUAUUAUUCUGUCGAUCGGGUAUUACUCUGUUUAUAAGAAAUAUCCAUGGUAUUUUGCGCAUCCGUUCGAGCCGAUUUACUGGUUUAAGAAAUCAUAUUCGGAGUAUCGUAAGGUCGUCGAGCAGCGCAAUGAAGAUAUGGGUCGCGAGGACGCCUGGCUGCAUUUCCACACGGUGAAGAGCUUCCGUACAUCCAGUUGGGCACGUGUCUCCGCCGUGCGCCUGCAAGUCCACUUAGCGGCUCUGCCGCAAUUGCUCUUCCAGUGUUACACCGUCAACGAGCUACUGCACGAUCGGGAACUAAAGCGGAUAUCAUGGUUCAGUUGGAUUUCCAUCGGGCUAUCCGUGAUUUCACUGUCCAUGUACCACCAUACGCUGGCUCUGGCGCAGGAAAAAGUCAUCGAGAAAGACCACGACCAAGACAAUUUCACCAGGAAUUCACCAAAAACCUGGGAUCUCGCAGGCAUCCUGCUGGACCUGGUCGGCCAAGGCGUCUUCGACUGCGUAUACAUCGUGUGUCGCGCCGUGGCCAUCUCCUGCUUCUGCACCGUCCAUCCGCCCUGGCUGAACGGCCUGGUCUUCCUGACCCUCCACCUGGCGGCCUCCUCCCUCCUCAUCUACUUCGCCGGCCCCAAACUCCCCAACCAGUUCACCCCCGACUUCCGCCUGAUCCUGUACAACCGCACCAAUCACCCGGACAUCCUCACCGCCGCCGUGGCCAGUUUGGUCCUGCCGCCGUUGAUCAACAUCCAGGAGAAGGUUAAUAUUGAGCUGGAGCGCUCGGAACAUGCUAAAUCUUCGGCCCAGGAACCGGCCGGGCAUUGCGCCCGCAUCAGGAGAGCGAGGUUCGCGAAGCAUUGGUUGUCGGCGCAGGCGCGGACCUUCUGGGUGGCGGCCAUGUUAUUGAUGGUGGAAACGGAGGCGAUCUUGUUGUUCUGGGUGCGACUGAAUCCGGAUCAUGUGCCCGGGCACGCGCGGAUUGUGACCAUGGCCGUGAUUAGUGCCGCGAUGUUGGGGGUGCUGGUUGGGCAUGUCGUGUAUGUGACCUUUAUCUGUGUGCCGAUUAAGCAGCGCGAACGACUCGUAUGCAUCCGGAAUAAAGGCAUCGUAGCGAAAUGCUGGAUUCUGGAGCUGGCCGACGUCCACUACAACUACCUUCAAGAACAGGUCAUGCAGCGCCUGAUCAACACCGGUUUCACCGUCUUCACCCGCAAAACCAGCAACAUCGACUCUCCCAACCGCAGCCCCAUCUCCCCGCAUCCCGCUCUGUGGCGGGUGGGGUCCGUGGUAGACGAUGAAGCCUACCAAGCCCCGCCCGAUUACGAAGAGAACGCCCUGGUGUACGAUCGGGACUUCCCGGCACGCGAGAGCAACUGCACCCUGACCACGGAGGAUCUGACGUGGAUCACGGAGACCCUACGGGUUGUCACCGACCAGCGAGAGAAGGGAGAUGAACGCCGCGGGUCAAUGAGCGGAGGAAAGGGCGAACUUGGGUUAAAAUGGCAGCGGAGACACUUUUUCAAGACGAUUAUCCUGAUGGAGCGCCAGUUGACAAAGAAGAUCGCUCGGAUGGCGCAGCGGCAGCUGGAUGAAGUGGUGCGGUUCGGUGUGGUGUUGGAUACGGAGGAAAAGGUCCCGUUGACUCAGGAAUGCAAGCGUUUGAUAACGUUCUGGAUGGAAGUGACCUUUCGAGCCAUCACCCACCAACCGCUGCCGAACUGUCUGGAGGAUAUGCCGGCACACGAUACCGCCUUGCGCAUGCUAGAAUGGUACGGGAAUGCCACCCGGCGGGCGGAGCCGGAGGUGGUGACUUUUGUUAGUCCUGUGGAUGAUGAUCCGGGAUCGCGACGCACUAACGGCAUUCUCAACAAGCCGCCAAGUUUGCCCCAUUGAGGAUUAUUAAUGCUUUCUUUAUUACAUGGAUUUUCUUUAACAUUUUUGUGUACCGUGGCGAAAUAAUAUUACGGUACCGUUAUUUGACUUUGUUUUAGUGAAGUCCGAUUUAAGAAGAACAAAUCAUCUUCACACAUGUGCAGUAAACUAAUAAACCGUUACCAUUAACUCCGUUAUCUACAUAUUAGCCUGCAAGAGCCAGAACAUUAUGUUAAAACUGAUUUUUAUAUUUCAUUUUUCGGGUUAUU
Molecule: messenger RNA, 2573 nt
Organism: Paramacrobiotus metropolitanus
Lineage: Eukaryota; Metazoa; Tardigrada; Eutardigrada; Parachela; Macrobiotidae
Exons: 5
Coding region: 25-2325 (766 amino acids)
Source: RefSeq, a predicted model, not a curated record